This is a messenger RNA of Aspergillus ochraceoroseus IBT 24754, 604 nucleotides long. RefSeq lists its product as uncharacterized. Lineage: Eukaryota; Fungi; Ascomycota; Eurotiomycetes; Eurotiales; Aspergillaceae. The transcript has 3 exons. The record is from RefSeq and is a predicted model, not a curated record. Bases 210 to 515 code for a protein of 101 amino acids.
UUGCAAUAACACAGAUUCUCAUUCACCUUACCAAGUCAGCAACCCUCAAGCUCUGCUCAGAAUCCUUGCUGGUCUUAAAGCAGUCAAACUCUUUCCACCUCUUUCUUCUCUUCUCCCACCAACGCCAACAACCUCACCUUUCACACAAUCAGCCAUCUAUCCGUCAACUCCACCCAACUCAUCUAAGCAUUCCACCAAGAGCCUUAAAAAUGCGCUGGACCAAAGAAAACGAAGAAAUCCUCUGGCGCACCUUCUUCGAGACUCAGAAUGUCAACAUUGAUCUCGACAAGCUCGCUAACGGCUGGCCGGGAGCAGAAAAGCCCACCCCCAAAGCUCUCAAAGAGCAUCUUUCCAAGUUCCGCAAAAACCUCAGGGGCGAAAACACCGUGACCUUCAGCAUGAGCGUCAAGCGUAAGACCGACUCGGAUGUUGAUGGCUCGCCUCAGAAGAAACGCACGCCCAAGAAGGCAAAGAAGGAAAAAGUGCAGGAGGAAGUUUCGGGUGAUGAUGCGUGACUACUAAGCUGCUUCUGCUUUGGAGAGGCUUGAUUUGAAUGAGAAAGCAAGCAUUGUACUCUCGGAAAUCUAUGGAGAUUAUGAAUUAG